Oncorhynchus masou masou (cherry salmon) is the source of this 1649-nucleotide messenger RNA. Its product is annotated as carbohydrate sulfotransferase 1-like. Gene Ontology annotation, cellular component: trans-Golgi network; Golgi membrane. Bases 357 to 1649 code for a protein of 430 amino acids. NCBI's taxonomy places the organism in Eukaryota, Metazoa, Chordata, Actinopteri, Salmoniformes, Salmonidae. Gene Ontology annotation, biological process: keratan sulfate proteoglycan metabolic process; N-acetylglucosamine metabolic process; carbohydrate metabolic process. The transcript has 2 exons. Gene Ontology annotation, molecular function: N-acetylglucosamine 6-O-sulfotransferase activity; keratan sulfotransferase activity. The record is from RefSeq and is a predicted model, not a curated record.
GCGAAGGUUGCGGCAUCAUUCUCUAAUCUCUUCUACCCUGUGUCUUGGAGUUUCAUGUUCUUCUGCCUUGCAACUUUGACUUAUUUAUUUUAUCACGAUCUCAUCCUUGUAAAACACGGACUGAUUCUGAUUAUUCUACAUGUGGGAGCAGUUUCUGUCGUUUUGCUAUUCAGACGCAUGAGGGAAGAAGACGGGACAGCUGCCGUUCGAUAAUAUUUAGUCCGAAAAUAUCAGAUUUUUGUGACGACAUGUUUUGAACCGUUACAUUGCUUUUCUAUUGUUUUUCACGGACACCUUUUAUUUACCCACUAUGAAUUUAUGUGGAUCUGAACAGACUGUAUCAUCUAUCUAAAUGAAUGAAUUCAGCCAUGCAAUGUUCCUGGAAGGCUGUGAUUCUGCUAGCCUUAGCGUCCAUAGCGAUCCAGUACACAGCCAUCAGGACGUUCACAGCCAAGCCAUUCCAGAUGUGUCCAGUGACAAUCUCCAACCCUCUGAACUGUGGCAUGCUGGGGCAGGAUGUGGUGGACUUUUCUUUUGACAAGCGGAUCUGUGACGACUUUCUUUACUUCUCCUCCAAUGUCUCCAGGAAGACCCAUGUUCUGAUCCUGGCCACGACCCGCAGCGGCAGCUCCUUCGUGGGUCAGCUGUUCAACCAGCACCAGGAUGUGUUUUAUCUGUUUGAGCCGCUCUACCAUGUCCAGACCACCCUGCUCCCCCGCCUGUCCCGCAGCAGGACGGCAGGCGACACCAGGGUGAUGCUGGGGGCAAGCAGGGACCUGCUCCGGAGCCUCUACGACUGUGACCUUUACUUCCUGGAGAGCUACAUCAAACCACAGCCGGCCAAUCACAGUACAGACAAGCUGUUCCGGAGGGGAGCCAGCAAGGCUCUGUGCUCCCUGCCCGUCUGCGACGCCUUCAGUCCUGGAGAGUUGAACAUCGAUGAAGGAGAGUGCGUCAAGAGGUGUGGGGUUCUCAACGUGACUCUGGCGUCAGACGCUUGCCGGGAGCGGCGCCAUGUGGCCAUCAAGACCGUACGGAUACCGGAGGUGAGUGACCUCAGGGCUCUGGUGGAGGACCCUAGGCUCAACCUCAAGGUGAUCCAGCUGGUUAGGGACCCCCGAGGGAUCCUGGCCUCACGCAUUGAGACCUUCAGGGACACCUACCGCCUCUGGAGGAUCUGGAGGGCCACUGGGAGGAGGCCCUACAACCUGGACCUCACCCAGCUUUCCAUGGUCUGUGAGGACUUCCUGGGAUCUGUAACCACUGGGCUCAGCAAGCCCCCAUGGCUCAAAGGGAGGUAUAUGCUGGUCAGGUAUGAGGACCUGGCCAAGAACCCUCUCCAGAAGACCAAGAAGAUCUAUGAUUACCUGGGUCUGGUCAUGGACAAGAACGUAGGAGACUGGAUCCAGAACAACACUAGGGGAAGCAAUGAUCUGUCAGCCAAGCAUAAAUACGGCACUGUUCGGGACUCAGCGGCCAACGCAGAAAGCUGGAGGCUCAAAUUGUCUUAUGACAUGGUUGAUUACACACAGACUGUGUGUCAGCAAGUUCUACAGGAGCUGGGUUAUAAGACUGUCAGUUCGCCCGAGGAGCUGAAAAAUCUGUCUCUCACUCUCAUCGAGGACAAAAUUUUUGUACCUUUUUUGUAG